Messenger RNA from Prorocentrum cordatum, 2277 nucleotides. The record is from the annotation of a GenBank genome assembly. NCBI's taxonomy places the organism in Eukaryota, Dinophyceae, Prorocentrales, Prorocentraceae.
AUGGGCCGCUCCGGCGCUCGUGGCACCGCGGUGCGGCACGGCCACUGCGUGGCGCAGUGCAGGACGGCGGAAGAGGCAGCGCGGCUGAUCCAGCUGCUGGCCUCUGACGGCCCCAAUGCCAGCGUCCUCGACGGGUUCGAGCAGGGCCUCGGGGGCGCUGGGCUGAAGCUGGGCGUAGGGCGCAAGGCUACAUCUGAGGAGGUGCGCCGAGCCCUGGCCAAGGCUCAGCCAGAGCUGGCGCGGCGGUGGGUGGCGAUGCGAGGCGGCAGGCGUUGGGCAGCCCACCCCGACAGGGACCUGUUAGAGGAGGUGAUGGAGGCCCUUGACGCCCACUCUGGCACUAUCGGGUCGGAGCAGGACGAAGCGAGCCAGAGGAAGGUCAAAGAGAAAUCAACCACGACGGCGCUCCUAGCCGAGAAGGUCCUUGAGCUGCAGGCGGCAGACCAGCGCUUCCAGCAGCUCCUGGCGGACGCGUCUGAGGAGCAGCGCGCACUGGAGCUGAAAGUCCAGGAGACAGAGGACGAGGCAGUGCAGCUCACCCACAGGUCGCACGAGCAGAGCCAGAAAAUCUCGGAGCUCGAGCAGGCCAUGGCGGAGCUGCAGGAGCGCCGCGGUCCCGCCGUCCCGCUCUUGACUUCGGGCUGCGACGUGGAGACGGAGGAGCUCGAGGUCGGCUUCGGGGAGGGCCAGCAGAACACCGCAGAGCAGGAGCAGUGCAACGGCAACGCUCAGGAGGCGAACGGGGACCAGAAGAGCACCAAGCAGAACCAUGGCAGGCACCUGAACCUAGUCAAGGCUGAGGAGCGCAACAGCACCGAGCUGGCGGCCGUCGGCAGCGAGCUCGACGACCAAGGCGGGAUGCAGCGCACCAGCGCGGAGGAGGUGAUCACCCAGGGUAGCAAGGGCAGUUCCGCGGACAAGCCCGUGCAGGGGGCCGUCGGCAACCAGCUGAGCACCGAGGGGAACCAGGGCAGUCACCUCCCCAGCGUCCCGAUGGCUGGCGGCGGCAUCCAGGUUUACGGUUGGCAGAAUCGGAACUAUCGUCACCAUGGCUACAAGUACAAUCAGAACCUGUGGCUGGUGGGCUCAGACGGAUCGUGGGUCCCACCCCAGUUUGAAGGCACGUGGACGUGUUCGCAGUGUCAUGUAAGAGAAACAAAGCGUGCUGGACGAACUGCAAGCACUGCGGCGCGCCUCAUGAUCAACAGUGUCCUCGCCUGCCUCCUCGCCCUGGUCUCCCUGCACCCGCUGUCGCUGGUGCCCAUGGCGCAGAUGGAGCAAGCGGCGAAGCUCAUGGAUAAGUCCGGCAACGUGGGUCUGGCCGCCGAGUACAGGAGAUUCAUUGCCCAGCAGGCCGCCCUCGCAUCUGUGCUGGGCGAGCCGGAGCCGGCCGAGUCCAACUACACGCAGGCGGUGUCAGAGAUGCAUGCCCAAGUUCGCGCGCCCGAUGAACCUCGGCCCGCCACGUGCAACGGGAUCACGAUCGACGACAUCAUGGACGGUACUCUGGACAAGUUGGAGAAGUCAUGCCAUUCGCUCUUCGGCCUCUCCGAAUAUCACAACCUCAGCAAGGAGGAGAUCGAGGAAGUCGGGGAGCGCGCCAAGGCCCUCUCGGCGGGCCUCAAGGAGAUCGGCACGCAGCUGUCCGGGGCCAUCCGCGACAACCGCGGGGAUGGAGUCUUCUGCAGGCGCCCCACAGGCAUCCUCUGCCUCGGCGUCGGGAGCUGGCCGCCAAGGGUGCAGGAACACCACCUCGUCUCCCAGGACGCCAUCAAUGCUGGUGUCAGGUGGGCGAAAGGCAGUCGCACGAUUUGCUGCUGCAGCAUGUGCCUGCACCACAGCCAGAGCUUGUCAUAUAGCAGCGUCGACAUCAUAGGUAGGGCCGCUUCUUUCAUCGAGUCGGCUUGCCAGCCGACGGUGGUGGGAGCGGAUUUCAACGUCUCCAGACACUUUGAAGAAGUCAGGCGAGACGGGUGGCGACACUCGCUGAAGCUGGCCGUGCUGUGCCAGUCGCCGAUGGCAUGCUCGGACGCUCCGCAGCUGCUCGACGCCUUCCAGCCGCUGGAACCUCUGCCGAAUUUGUCGGCCGAGGAGCUGCGGUGCACUAGCAGAACCUACGCGCUCGGAGAUAACCACUCGACUCUGACCGACAUCGACUUCCAGGACCCAGCCGAACGCCUCUUGUUCACCCGAGGCAGAUUUGAACAUCCAGGCGACACGCUCCACAGGCCGCUGACCGAGGGCGGCUUCGAGGUGGUGGGCAUCAACGGGUUCAGG